This is a messenger RNA of Lymnaea stagnalis (great pond snail), 9579 nucleotides long. The record is from the annotation of a GenBank genome assembly. Lineage: Eukaryota; Metazoa; Mollusca; Gastropoda; Lymnaeidae.
CUGGACAUUGUGUUUAUUUUUUUUCGUGUAAAGUGAAACGAAUUUGAAGUUGGGCCAUGCCAACUUCUCUGGUAAAGUAGGUGUGGCCUGUUGGUUUAGUUAACACCGUAGGUGUGGCCUAUUGGUUUAGUCCACGUCAUGGCACCGUGGGUGUGGCCAAUCGAUUGAGUCCACGUCAUGGUACCGAAGUUGUGGCCAAUUGAUUUAGUCCUCGUUGAGAAAUUCAGCCUGAUGUUUCUUUUUUUUUUUUUUUAACGGGUCGUACACAUAUAACAUAGCACAAAAAUUGACAUAUUGGACCCACCCCUAGCCCUUAUAACGUUCUAUAACAUUUCUAUUGACCACCCCUUAAUGGUAUAUAACAUCUCCAGCAACCUCCCCUCUCCAUAUACCCAGAUAAAACCAAAUAAAGUUGUUUUUUUUUUUUUUUUUAAAUCCUAAACAAAUAAAUUUCAAUUUAAAAAAACACAAAUUAAUUUUUCAAAUCUGACAAUAUACCCAGAUAAAACCAAAUAAAGUUGUUUUUUUUUUUUUUUUUUAAAUCCUAAACAAGCAAAUUUCAAUUUAAAAAAACAGAAAUUGAUUUUUCAAAUGUGACAAUUAUGUAAGCAAAACUGUGUAUUUUAAUUUAUAAUAAAUCUAAGCUACUUUCGUAAAUUAGAAAAGCAGACAUUUAAAAAAAAAUGAAUUAAUAAUUAAAAACAUCAAAAUCCAAAAAAAAAUAUUUUUUUUAAAAAAAAGUGUUAUAUAAAUAACGUUGCUCUCCACCCCCCCCCACCAACCCCAAAUAACACAAGAAAAACAAUCUAAAAAAUCCACCCGUACACCCUUCUCGUUAUGUAAUAUGUUCACUGUCCCAAACUACCAAAAGCUACGUCUGGUUACCGUCGUUAGUGACCUCUGACGACCACGGGUUUAAUAAUAUCAGAAUUCAAUUUAAUUCAAUUGCCACUUUUAAAUUUAUUAAAUUGAAAUCUUCUGUCAGAAUACAUCUAUCACAACAGAAAGUUUAAUAUCAUUGGUAACUUCAGGUUUUAUAGUUAUGAUAGAAACUAUACCAUCCUCCCCCCCCACCGUUUAAAAAAACUGUCACACUUUCGUAGACGCCUCUACCCCACCCCCUUCCUAGGCGUGACAUACUUCAUGGACGGCCCCUCACGUACUCCUAGUAAGGUAGCCAAAAGAUACCAGGUAGCCAAAGAUACCAAAUAGCCAAAGAUACCAGGUAGCCAAAGAUACCAGGUAGCCAAAGAUACCAGGUAGCCAAAGAUGUCAGGUAGCCAAAGAUGUCAGGUAGCCAAAGAUACCAGGUAGCCAAAGAUGUCAGGUAGCCAAAGAUACAUUUUAUAUCAAUAUUGUAAUCAAAGCUUUCCUAUCGUUUCCUUUCAGUGUUGGAAAUACUUUAUUUACUUUAUCUAAACACUAUGGGCAGUGGCGUAAUACUUCUCGCUGUCGUGGUUGCCACGGUUGUCCUUACCACAACUGCAACGCCCUUGGACCAUUAUGUCAAUCAGCCAGACAGCACAUACACCUACAGGUACUUGACCUCCAUCACAGGCCCCGACUACUCUAUUUAUAUUUUGAAUAUGACUUCACAAACAUGGCUGACAGGUGAGUUCAACACAAAGCAGUAACUGAUGUCUCGACCAGUGGCGUAACAACGGCUUAGCAUUGGGGCAGUUGCCAAGGGCGCCGGCCUGCGCCAUUUCAAAAGGGCGCCGCUAAAUCUCUAAUUUUUAGUUUUUUUAUUUAAACAAAAGGGCGCCAAAAAUAAAUUAGCCAAGGGCGUCAAAAACCCAGUUACGCUCCUGGUCUAGACCCCUGAAUACCUUACAAGUAGAUCUAGACGGCCAGACUUUGAAUAGCUGUGGAGCAGACGAUCAGACUUUCACUAGCUGAGAAUUUAUUUAUUUGUUUUAUUUUGUUAUAUACACGGGGAGGGGGGGGGGGUAAAAAAAAAAGUGGGGGGGGGAGAGUGGAGAUUAAAGUUAAAGGGAAGGGUCUAUCUUUUAAAAAUGAAAUUAGUUUUAACAGAAGUUAGCCAAUGUAAAUUUCUAGCUGAGAAUUUAUUUAUUUGUUUUAUUUUGUUAUAUACACGGGGAGGGGGGGGGGGUAAAAAAAAAAGGGGGGGGGUGAGAGUGGAGAUUAAAGUUAAAGGUCAGGGUCUAUCUUUUAAACAUGAAAUUAGUUAUAACAGAAAUUAUCCAAUGUAAAUUUCGUUUUUUAAGUUUUUAAUAAUUGCCACAGAUAAGGUCACGACGACUCCUGUGUGGUGGCAUUACGUCAGCGUCAUUAUCCCAAAGGAGGUAGAGUACACGGACACGGGCUUUUUGUGGAUCAGUAGUGGCAGCAGUCUCAAUGGGUAGGUUAUAAUACUGUCUAGCUUAUGAGCUCAUUUUAGCAUUUUUUUAAAAACACUAUUUGAUUUUGAUUUGACAUCGUGUUCCUCUGUAAUUUGAAAUCUGGCAAUCGAUAUAGAGUCCAGGUCUGUGCAACAUGCGGCCCACGAGCUGCAUGCGGCCCGCCAGCACCCACUUCGCGGCCCGCCCGCGAAGUAACGAAAUAUUCUUUAUUAUUAUUAUUAUUUUCUUAAUAGCUUUCGCCCAUGUCCUAUUAUCUUUCAGCCCGCACAAGUUUUUUUUUCAUGAGGUAUAACGGCCUGCCUUACAUUCUGAAUUGUGCAGGCUUGAUUUAGAUGUUUACCGGGAAGGGAGGGGUUUGGGGGGGGGGGGGGUUUACAGAGCCAUCGCGUUACUUUUGUAGUCACCCACCCCCUGGACACUUUUUUUUCAGUUUUGUUUCCUUGCAUUAAGGUAGAUAGUUAAUAUUUUAGUGUAAAAGCUUUUUGGCCCCUUAAAUAUUUAGGGCCCUGAAGCUGCGUGGCGGUGGGGGUGGGGGGGGGGGUAACUGGGCCGGCUCAAAGGCUCUGCGAGGGGGGGGGGGGCGUAAGGCGUAAACGACAACAAACAAAUAUUUAGGUUUGAGCUUUCAAUAUGUUUAGAUGUUUAUGUUUAGGUGUUUAUGUUUAGAUGUUUAUGUUUAGAUUUUUAUGUUUAGGCGUUUAUGUUUAGAUGUUUAUGUUUAGAUGUUUCUGUUUAGGUGUUUAUGUUUAGAUGUUUUUUUAGGUGUUUAUGUUUAGGUGUUUAUGUUUAGGUGUUUUUGUUUAGGUGUUUAUGUUUAGAUGUUUAUGUUUCGAUGUUUAUGUUUAGAUUGUAUGUUUAAAUGUUUAAGCCUAGGUACUGUUUAUGUUUAGGUGUUAAUGUGUAGGUGUUUAUGUUUAGAUUUUUAUGUUUAGGCGUUUAUGUUUAGAUGUUUAUGUUUAGAUGUUUCUGUUUAGGUGUUUAUGUUUAGAUGUUUUUUUUAGGUGUUUAUGUUUAGGUGUUUAUGUUUAGGUGUUUUUGUUUAGGUGUUUAUGUUUAGAUGUUUAUGUUUCGAUGUUUAUGUUUAGAUUGUAUGUUUAAAUGUUUAAGCCUAGGUACUGUUUAUGUUUAGGUGUUAAUGUGUAGGUGUUUAUGUUUAGGUGUUUAUGUCAAGCAUUUUCCAGUUAGCGUUUCGAUGAAUCACUAGUGAAAACUCAGCAGAGACAAUCCUAAAUGAAAUCAACCAUUGUUUAAUGUUGUUCACUCAUGCUUCCGACCGUCACUACGUCACCAGCAUCCCGUCAGCCACAGACAAACACAUCGAGAUGAUGACGGCCACCGCCAUCAAGACGAAGACCGUCUGUGGCGUCAUCAACCAGAUACCGUUUCAACCAAUCGUAUUUCAGGUAACAUUUCAAGUACUCCUUUUAAUGACAUGGGGCUGGGGGGGGGGGCCUAAAAUAAAGGUUCACAGCCGGGAAUUAUGAGUGUUUAGCCACACCCAAAUAUACACACUGAGAGUCAUUUCCAACACAUAUUGUUAAGGGGACGGAAUAAAGCAAGAAAAUAGCGUGCUUUAAAAGCCAUCAGCUGUUGUCUCCCUUGUCCACAGGACGACCCAACACGGAAACAGCGUUACGAAGACAGCAUCAUCGCUUGGACUUGGAGGAAAUUCCUGGAUAACGGAUCCAACCCCGAAAUUCUCCUUCGUCUUCCGAUGACUAAAGCGAGUGAAAAUUUCAGUUGUUGAUAAACUUUGAGAUGCCGUUUCAACAACAAUCUUUUUAUUUUUUUUAAACAUUUUUUAUUUUUUUAAAGUUCAGUCCUAUUACUAUUAGUUAUUCAACUCCAAGUGCUUGGAGAGCUAUUCAUGGAAUCAGAGAUUUUAAUAAUUUUUAAAUUAUUGAGCUAGCGUCCAACGAUUUAAUCAAUUUCUAUUGUUAGUGUACCAGACGUAACAUUGUUGCAUUUAUUAUAAGACUAUUGCAAGUGGUAGCAUGGCCUGUAUGGUUCAAAUGGUAGGAUUCUAAAAUGGCAUUCAACGGCAGUGAGCUUUUGAUUAAUACAAAUAAAAUCAUUCGGUUAUUUAAAAAUAAGGAACUCUAUUUUUUUUUUUACAAGAAACAAUUUUAAAAAAAAAUUUAACCAAGUUUAAAUCAAGGAAAAAAUCUUACAAAUAUAGAACACACUUUUCAUAUAAAUUGGAAAUAUCUUAAUACGUUAAAAGAAACUGGAACUUCAGCCUCCGUUCUUGUUUUCCGUUUCCAGACAAGGAAACUCAAUGCCAAAUAUCACCUGUGAUGGACAUACUAUAAACAUAAUUUCAUGUUUGGACCUUUUUUUCCCUUACAGGCAGUUGUCCGUGGUAUGGAUACAAUGUCCGAAUUCGCAAAAUCUUUUAGCGGAAAUCUCAUUACCAAGUUUGUUAUAGGAGGAGAGUCAAAGGUGAGUAGGUCAUGGGUCACAUGACAAGUGGGAUAGGUCAAGGGUUAUUACUGUGGUCGGCGAACAGGGGUUAAAAUAACAACAAAGUGCUAAUGAGGGCUCUAUGUACAUAAAUAAUUUUAUAUCUAAAGCAUUAUAUUAUUGAUGAACUAUUUCUUUUUCUGGCAAGCCUGCAUCUGGCCAGCGUAAUUUAGAAACGCACCAAAUGUAUUGUGGCUAUUUGUUUACAAGUGGCUUGACUAGUUUACAAGUGGCGAGCUCACUUCUCACAUUGUAUACGUCAUUUGCCUAGUCGCGUAUUUCAUCUUACGCUCAGUGGCGUCACUGGAGUUGUCAACCAGAGCGGUAAACUCAUUGGCCAGACUUUUCCCCAUGGACCCCCCUUCGAGUCGGCCUGCUCCGGUGUCAACAUGCACUCAUAAUUAUGGCAACCUGCUCAGGUGGUAUCCUGCUGUGGCGACAGUUGGCACCCUGCUCUGGUGACAGUUGGCACCCUGCUCUGGUGGUAUCCUGCUCUGGUGACAGUUGUCGCCCUGCUCUGGUGGUAUCCUGCUCUGGUGACAGUUGGCGCCCUGCUCCGGUGUCAACCAGCACUCAUAAUUAUGGCAUCCUGCUCAGGUGGUAUCCUGCUGUGGUGACAGUUGGCACCCUGCUCUGGUGACAGUUGGCACCCUGCUCUGGGGGUAUCCUGCUCUGGUGACAGUUGGCGCCCUGCUCUGGUGGUUUACCUGCUCUGGUGACAGUUGGCACCCUGCUCUGGUGACAGUUGGCGCCCUACUCUACUGACAGUUGGCGCCCUGCUCUGGUGACAGUUGACACCCUACUCCACUGACAGUUGGCGCCCUGCUCUACUGACAGUUGGCGCCCUGCUCUGGUGGUAUCCUGCUCUGGUGACAGUUGUCCUUACAGUCAUAGUUUUAUGUAACAUAAUUGACUCAGCUAGUAGUACCGUAAUCAUAGUUUUAUGUAACAUAAUUGACUCAGCUAUUAGUACCGUAGUCAUAGUUUUAUGCAACAUAGUAGUAACGUAGUCAUAGUUUUAUGUAAAAUAAUUGACUCAGCUAGUAGUACCGUAGUCAUAGUUUUAUGUAACAUAAUUGACUCAGCUAUAAGUACCGUAGUCAUAGUUUUAUGUAACAUAAUUGACUCAGCUAUAAGUACCGUAGUCAUAGUUUUAUGCAACAUAACUGACCUCACCUAGUAGUAACGUAGUCAUAGUUUUAUGUAAAAUAAUUGACUCAGCUAGUAGUACCGUAGUCAUAGUUUUAUGUAACAUAAUUGACUCAGCUAUAAGUACCGUAGUCAUAGUUUUAUGUAACAUAACUGCAGCACGCGAACACGACAUCAUAAUAUACCUUUCUAUCUGACAGAGGGGAUGGACCACGUGGACAACAGCAGCAGUGGACAAAAGAGUUAUUGGAAUGGUGCCAACGGUGAUGGACUUGCUCAAUCUGCAGAAGGUUAGGCGUCGCAGUCAAAGCUAACGGUUGUCAGACCGUUGGACUGAAUACAUAUUGCGGUCAGGCGCAUUACUAGCAGUUUAAGGUUUAAAUGAAAAGGAGAAUGAAUCCACCGUGCAGUUAAACAAACAUUUUAAAAAAUAUAUAUUUCCGAAUGCCCAUUAAUCAUCCGCUAAUUAGCACGCAUGUUGGUAUUAAAUUUUUUUUUUUGUUGUUUUUUUGUUUAGAAUAUGCAUCAUCACUAUCGGUCACUCGGAGGCUGGACUUUUGAAUUUGAAGAUUACUACAACGAGAGCGUCACCUAUGACCUGGACAGUCCCAACAUGCCCUUGAUGGAGGCCGUUAUUGAUCCAUUAAGUAAUCUUCACCACCAGUUGGUACUUUAUACACAUUUCUCAAACGGGGAUAUCCUACUCUUUAAAGCAUCCACCAAAACGUCCAUAUCCAUCAAAUUAGUUACACAACAACAACAAAAAAAAAAAUAAAAAUGCGAUUCAAGAGCGAUUUUCUUUAACAGAAAUUCGAUAUCAUGAGAUUGGUCAUAAAAUAAGAUUAGGUUAUAGUACAUGUACACAUUUUACCACAGAUAACUAAUAAUACAUGUAGUAGUAGUAGUAGUAGUAGUAGUACCAAAUAAUUUUUUUUCCAGUUUCGAUCAAACGUGUUUAAUUAAACCCCAAUAAUUAAAUAGUUACUGAAUGAUCCCCAAUAAUUAAAUAGUUACUGAAUAAUCCCCAAUAAUUAAAUAGUUACUGAAUGAUCCCAAAUAAUUAAAUAGUUACUGAAUAAUCCCCAAUAAUUAAAUAGUUACUGAAUGAUCCCAAAUAAUUAAAGGGUUACUGAAUGAUCCCCAAUAAUUAAAUAGUUAAUGAAUGAUCCCCAAUAAUUAAAUAUUUACUGAAUGAUCCCCAAUAAUUAAAUAGUUACCGAAUGAUCACAAAUAAUUUAAUAGUUACUGAAUGAUCCCAUUAAUUUAAUAGUUACUGAAUGAUCUCCAAUAAUUUAAUAGUUACUGAAUGAUCCCCAAUAAUUUAAUAGUUACUGAAUGAUCCCCAAUAAUUUUAUAGUUACUGAAUGAUCUCCAAUAAUUUAAUAGUUAUUGAAUGAUCCCCAAUAAUUUAAUAGUUACUGAAUGACCCCAAAAAUUUAAUAGUUACUGAAUGUUCCCAAAUAAUUUAAUAGUUACUGAAUGAUCCCCGAAAAUUAUUAUUAAGUAUCAUUCAAUCCUCAUCCGUUAUUUUAAGUUACUUUCAUAUUCUUAGGUUAUCAACUGUCGUUAUGCGACUGAAGAAAUAGACCAAUAAGACACUUUAAAAAACAAAAUUUUUGUACAGCCUACAGCAACAGAUACACCAUGCCCAAGAUGAUAGUAACAACAUCUGGGGAUGAAUUCUUCCUACCUGACGACUCUUAUUAUUACUUUGACCAGUUGCCUGGUCCGAAAUUCUUGAGGCAAGCUCAAUUUAAGAAAUUAUAAGAGGUCUUGAUGGUGCAAAAGAUGCUAAGUUGAUUCACAAACUAUCAAGACUCUGGUACAAGUUAAUGAUUAGUUUGUUAGUACCCGUUUACACUUGAAGUUUGUGUAAAUUAACAGUGGGGGCUGUUAUUCAAAGCCACUUUUGUAUUUAUUAGUGAAACGAAAAGAAUGGAAUGUACAUUAUUUUAUCCUAUAUAGGCCUAGGUCAAAAUCUUAAAUUUAUCUACACAAAUUUUGUGAGUGUUUAAAAAUAUUAUCAAAGGAUUUUUAAAUAGCGAUUUAACAUUAAGAAGAGGGUUUUCCAAAAUAAAAGAAAGCACACAAAAAAUGAAAUCUCGCAAUACCACACCUUAACUAACCAUUUAAAAUGUUUUCAUCUCUGCUAAUUUCCAGGAUAAUCCCCAAUGCAGAGCACUCUAUGACUGGUCACAUGAUGAGCAAUAUUUUAGCUAUUGAGAGCUUUUACCUGAAUAUCUUGGAAAAAGCAACUUUUCCAAGCAUUACUUGGACACGAAGUUCGACAUCACUAAGUGGGAAAAUUAUACUGACCACAUCUGAGGUCCCCAGCAAUGUCACGGUGUAUUAUUCCAAAACUUUGGAUGGAAUUAGGUAAAUUUAAUCUGGAAUCUAUGAAUCCAGCAAGCUUAUUAGCUUAUAUGGGAACGUUUGUUAAUUGUUCAAUAACUCCUAAGCCUAAGCUUAACUUAAAAUAUAGAAUUUCAGUUAACAUUCUAUAAAGUAAUCUCUCUCUCAGCCCCCCCCCCCAACUAUGAAUUCAACUUGUUUUUUGGCAGCAUAAACUUAUUUUGGUCGCUAACAUUUUGCAACUUCUUCCAACAAUUCUAAGCAGUUUAUACUCCAGCGAAAUCUCCAAAAAUAAUUGCCAUUUCUAGAAUGAUCAAUUCAUGAUACGGAACUACUUACUUGUAUGUUUUUAAAUAGUGAUAGUUUUGGAAUUAUGUAAAAUCAGAUGCAGUCUCCAAAAUGAAAACUAACUACUGAUAGUGAUACUGGGUAUCAAUUUUCUUUGUCCAUGUCAUUGAUCGCAAUACAUACUUCCUUAUAAAAUACUUUUAUAAAUACACCAGUUAUUUUCAAUAGUAUUAACACAUUUUUAUACAGGCAACAUUUUUGUAUGCAUUGUAUUUACAGGCGUGACUUCAGGCUGGCUGUUAAAGAUCCGAACACGGGUGAAGGCAAAAUUCACCCUGUGGUGUGGUUAAGUAAAUCGGCCACACAGCUAAGUGCCUUACAGUAUCAGGCUGAGGUAGAUGUGCCACUGAUAGGCUGGGCUGCCUUCUUCAUCCAGGUCAGACUGAGUUAUCUCUUAAUUAUUUUCUUAAAUGAGUCUUAGAAGUUUCUUGGAAUUAUUUAAAAAUAAAAAUAUGUUCAUUCAGUCUAAUUACUAUUAUCACUUUUACAUUUUAAUGGGACAUUUACAAUAUUGGGAUCUAGAAACAAUCCACAUAAUACUUUGAAGCCAUGGCUAUUUGCAUUGGUCUAGAAUACAUUUUUUGUGUGUUGAACUUGUGUACCUCCAUGUGUAAAUAAGUUAGUGUUCAUUAUAUUUAAAGACCACAUUGUUUACUUCCUGUUCAUUUUGAUUCAGGUCCAAUUUCCAGGUCUCAAAAAUUCUAUCCUGGAAUUUACCACAGAAGCCCACAUUAUACCAGAGACAUUUCCAUUUCCAGACUGUUCCGGCCAAUCCUGUUAUGGGACUUUAGUAUAACUGUUGAUCAGCAAUUAGAUUCAACCAUUGUUUUGUUUGUGUCUUUGCAGAGGCUAAAUAUUGCAUUUAAAGGUUAACAUAAAGUGUUAAUAAAAAUCAAAUGUGCCA